AUGUUCAUUUUUCAUAUUGUGAUUGUAUUUAUUUCUUGGCAAUAUUAUUUAACAACAAAAGAACAUUCAAAAAUUUUUAUAAAAACAACAUGUCAAAUAAAUCAAACAUUAACUGCAAAUAUAUAUUGUCCAAUAAGAAAUAAAAUGUUUGUAUCUAAUAUAGAAACAAUAAAAGAAGCAAAGAAAUUAUGUACAACAACAUAUUAUGGAAUUAUUUACGGAAAUAAUUCAUUUACAUUUUUUGAUCAAUUACCUAAUUGGUUUUCUCCAAUUGAUUUAAAAAAUCUUAAUCAAAAUUUAAUGAUUUUGUCGAAAAAAUCUUUUCUUAAACCAAUUAAUAUAACAUGUUAUUAUAAUCGUUUAAAUCAUAAGGAACUUCGAUGGAUAGAACCUGAUCCAAAAACACUUAUUCAAAUAAUUCUUCUUAGUUUGUUCUCUCUUUGUCUCAUUUUAAUUCAUUGUUUUGACGAAUGUUAUCGCCAUAAACGGUCAAAUAGAUGA
Messenger RNA from Rotaria sp. Silwood2, 501 nucleotides. Lineage: Eukaryota; Metazoa; Rotifera; Eurotatoria; Philodinida; Philodinidae. The record is from the annotation of a GenBank genome assembly.